AUGGCAGAUGAUAUUAAGGAGGCCCCUAACUUUGGAGGUGACUCCUAUCCAAUUGAUACACAGAAGGCGGACAUGGAAGAGCAGCAUGAAGUCUUCAAGAGAGGCGAUGGUCAAGUUGAUUUCCGGACCGUGAGCUGGAUUCGAGCUGGUGUGAUCUUCUUGAAGAUCAUAUUCGCGACCGGUGUACUCUCUAUCCCAUCUUUAAUGUACGAUUUGGGUGCUCUCCCUGGUGCCCUCAAUGUGAUCGGAUGGACUCUCCUCAACACGUACUGUGCCCUCGUGCAAGGAAAUUUUCGCAAUAAAUACCCCGGCUGUCACUCCAUUGCCGACAUGGCACAGGUUGUCGGAGGGCCCAUUUUAAAAGAAGUAGUCGGCUUCUUGUUCACAGUCAGUUACGUGAUUGUCGCUGCGUCUGGUAUAAUCGGAGUCUCGACCGCGCUGAAUGCGCUGUCAUUGCACGCCAUCUGCACAGUUUGGUUUUCUUUUAUCGCUACAGUGGUAAUCGCGGCCUGUGCUAGUGUUCGAAAAUUCUCACACAUCGGCUGGCUCACCUGGGUUGGCUUCGCGAGCGUAUAUGUCGCCGUCUUCAUCAUUGUUAUUGGUGUAACCGUAAGAGAUCGUCCAGCUGCUGCACCCCAGACUGGUGACUUCGAACUGGGAUACAGAGUCAUUGGAAACCCUAGCUUCACCACCGGCAUCACAGCUGCCGCAACUAUAUUCGUCUCCAGUGCAGCGACUUCUGCAUUCCUACCAGUCAUUUCGGAGAUGCGCAAGCCUAAGGACUACCCCAAGGCCGUCUAUUUCAGCAUGAGUCUUGUGACUGCCUCUUACCUAACAUUUAGCCUGGUGAUCUAUGCCUGGUGUGGACAGUGGAUUGCGUCGCCCUCACUCGGCAGCGCGGGUACAACAGUGAAACGAAUUGCGUAUGGAAUUGCGCUUCCUGGCCUUAUUAUAAGUGGGUGUCUGUAUGUCCACGUUGCGGCGAAGUAUUUAUUUGUACGAAUCCUGCGUACCUCACGUCAUCUGCAAGCGAAUACGCUUGUGCAUUGGGGAACCUGGCUAAGCUGUACGAUCGGCAUGGCUGCCAUUUCUUUCAUCCUUGCAUGUGCUAUUCCUAUCUUCAACUACGUGUUAGCGCUUGUGGGUGCAUUGUGUUUUGCACCAUUGGCAAUUACUCUGCCUGGGUGGCUGUGGCUUCAUACCCACGCGGAUUACUGGAAAGGAAAUGUUUUCCGAAAGCUAGUGUAUGGGGUUCAUGUUUCUCUGCUAUUCUUAGGGCUGUUUAUGGCGGUUGGCGGGACCUAUGGAGUUAUUGUGCAGAUCAACGAGGCAUAUCGCGAUGGGCAGAUCUCGUCGGCCUUUUCGUGUGCCGACAAUAGCGGAUCAAGUUGA
This is a messenger RNA of Penicillium angulare, 1392 nucleotides long. Its product is annotated as putative neutral amino acid permease. NCBI's taxonomy places the organism in Eukaryota, Fungi, Ascomycota, Eurotiomycetes, Eurotiales, Aspergillaceae. The transcript has 3 exons. Gene Ontology annotation, cellular component: vacuolar membrane. Gene Ontology annotation, molecular function: amino acid transmembrane transporter activity. The record is from RefSeq and is a predicted model, not a curated record. Gene Ontology annotation, biological process: amino acid transmembrane transport. The coding region runs from base 1 to 1392 and encodes 463 amino acids.